CACAGUCCCACGGUGGAGCCAAUGCUGGUCUGGCUUCACGGAGUUGGAAGAGAGCCCUACGAGCGGCUAAAUGGCUCCUGCUUGACUCGGAAUUGGCUUUUCUUCUGCGCCAUGCGCCUGUGAACUGGGUUUGUCUCCUGAUGUGAACAAAGAGCUUGUGUGUGACCUGGCCGUAAAGCCAGUGAGUGGUUCUCCACCCUCAGCUGUCUGACAGGCUUUCAGGGCGGCUUCGUGGCUCUCGUGCUAUCAUCACCUCCCAGGAUCCUCAGCAUGGUACAGCUGCAAACCACUUCACAUCUGCCGUGUCUCAUCUGGGUCAAAAAAGCAACUCAAGCAGCAACAAGGUGACAGAUUUGUCCCUCCGCUGAGGGAGGUUGCAAGGUCUGUCUAGAUGAAUCGAUACCCUGCAAAAAUGCUGAUUUCUGGCAAAGCUAAGUAUUGGCCCACAAUAUCUGCAGAAUUUAUCAGAUAUGACAAGACUUCCAGCAGCUUCACCCUGAGGCAGCGGGAAAGCUGUCUGAAAACUGGGCUGCUAUUGGUGACAGAAUCCUUUCGUAUGCCCAGCCAGAGGGAAACUGCCCUGAGUGCUAAAUGACAUGACACUAGUUUCGGUUGCUGUUCUCAAGGAUACUGAUGCCAGCGGUUUUCGCCAUUACUGGAUUCACCAAGCCUGACGACUUCCCCCGACAAUACCAUGUUUCUCUGUGAGAGGGAAAUGUGCUCCACUUGAUAAGACCUUCACAGAGACUGAAACGCUUUCAGACGACUUCAAGGGGAUGACUGGGUUGACAUAAAAAGAACCACAAAGCGUGCUCAUAUACACAGUGAGCAUCAGCACAGUGGUCAGUCUGUGUUCUACCAGUGAUAGAGUGCCUGAUGGAGUGGAAACUACAAACACAAACCUCUGUACUUCACUACAGAGUAAAACAGGACAUACACUGAAAAAGAAGGAGGCGGACGCAGAGACAGAGCAUCCAAACCCUGAAGGCAGCUCUCAUCACUCAAAAGCUGACAUCGAUAUAGACAGUAACCUUUUGACAAAGCACCUCGACGGGCUCCCCAGUGUGGUUUCCAGUGCCUCACUCAGAAUUGAUCUGAAACUUCUCCUGGGUUCAGCUGCCACGGUCUCUCGAGGGAGUUGACUGACUGAUUGCUGGACACGAGGGAGAAGCACAGACGGAAUCCUCUUAACCGGGUAAUCUCUGCAACCAUCUGCUGUUACAGUCAUCCACCACACCCAGCCUCCACCAAUAUGCCAUUUCCCAGCUAGUUUGUCAAGCAGCACAAGUAAAGACCAUGCUGCUGUCUCCUCAGGCAGAGAGGAACUGGCAGGAUCUGUGUUCAGUGCUUGAAGAUGUGUUGGAGGACCAGUCCCACAGGCAGCUGUUUGCCUUAGAGCUGGGCUCUGGAACCGGGCAGCAUGUAAUACGCUUUGCCCAGAAGAUGCCCUUUGUCACCUGGCAACCAUCGGACAUCAAAGAGGAGUCUCGGGACAGUAUCAAGGCAUACAUUGCUGCAACCCAUGCAAAGACAAUACUGCAACCUAUCCACCUGGAUGCCAGUGAAACGUGGGAGAAAUGGGCAGGCCUUCCUCGCAACUCGUGUGAUGUUAUUAUUGCUAUUAACUUACUGCAGUACAGCUCCUUCAAAACAGCACAGGGUGUUUUCAAUGGAGCGGGUCAGAUGCUCCGACAAAAUGGUCUUUUGAUAACAUAUGGGGUGUAUGCUAUCAAUGGCACCAUUACACCAAGUUGUAAUGAACAACUGGACGCAGAGCUUCGAAACUUGAAUCCUGAGUGGGGUCUCCCAGACAUGGAUGUACUGAGGCAGCUGGCCUAUGGGAACGGGAUGCGUAUGGAGAGGAUAGUUGAGAUGGAAGAAUACUACAAAUGCCUCAUCUUCAGAAAACUUUAAAAAUGCCAAACUGCGCAACUGAGUUUUAAAAAUGUUCUUAUUUGUACUGUAAAGCCCAAUUUAAAUGAAACACUAAAUUUCC
Molecule: messenger RNA, 1996 nt
Organism: Seriola aureovittata
Lineage: Eukaryota; Metazoa; Chordata; Actinopteri; Carangiformes; Carangidae
Product: methyltransferase-like 26 B
Exons: 17
Coding region: 1297-1914 (205 amino acids)
Source: RefSeq, a predicted model, not a curated record